Messenger RNA from Rotaria sp. Silwood2, 1731 nucleotides. Lineage: Eukaryota; Metazoa; Rotifera; Eurotatoria; Philodinida; Philodinidae. The record is from the annotation of a GenBank genome assembly.
AUGAUAGGUAGCCAAGAAACGGAAGAGCUUGCUCGACAAGCCAUAAUGAAGAAAGUCAAAGAUGAAGAAGCGCUUCAUGCUCGUUUCUGGGAUGUAGCUCCUCUUAUGAUCGAUUCUUUUACAGCCUACGUCGUCAAAGGCAACAAAUCACCUGUGGCUGGUAUCUACCCAUAUUCUAUUACCAAUCCAAAUGGACUUGUUAUCACAUGUCGUUUCGAGUCUACCACGAAGGUGAAUGCCAAGGCGAUUGCCACCAAACUACUCUCCGGUACCUAUGAAAUCGAAAUCGGUUUCUUUUUUGCUGGCUUCAUGCAAGUGAGCACGAAUUUCGUCUCAAUUAUGGGUGAUCAACUACAACGUGUCUUGCAAAAAACAGCGGCUGAUGGAAAUAACACAAAUGCACUGUACAUACACAGAAGCCAAGCGACAAAAUUCACCAGCCAGUAUUUGGCGAAUGUAAAAAAAAUGAUUUAUCAAGAACAACCAAAUGCCAACAUAUCACAGCUAAUAAGUGGACUUGAAGAUCAGUUCACUUCGCUUUUUCACGAAGGCAUGUCGAGCACGAAAGAAACGCGGCUGGAAGCCAACCUUUUUGAAGAAGUUUGGUCGUCUUCUGAUCUGGAUCCGGAUCGAUUAGUAUCAGAAUUGAGUAACGUUAUGACAUACAACGAAUCAGCGAGCGAAGCACAUAACUUUUCUGACAAAUACUUCAAUAUCAAUCAGCAGUCGAGUUCUGCAUCAUCCAGUCAAGGUUCUGGUUUUCUGGGUGGAAUCUUCAAAGGUUUUGGUAUUAAUUUGGGCGGAAGUGGUGGAUCGACUAGUUCUUCCAGUCAUGCAAACAGCUAUACGUCACAUGAAGUUCUUUCGCUGAGUGAGAUUCAACAUCAACUUGAUCAGAGUACCGUCGAAUUCGAGUGGACAGGUGAAAAGUUCAUCCCGAAGGCUUUUAUGGUUUAUAAAUUGGUUGAUCUCACCGAUCAACUUUCGGUAGCCAUCUUUGCCAAAGAACUUCUCGCUCAGAAACAAAAUGGAGCAGUGAUACAUUCAGUCAGUGGGCUGGUCACUCCGAUCACACCCUCAAGUCCACCACCAAGAUUUCUUACUGGGGAAAUCAAACUGUAUAGUGCAUCGGACAUUCCUCCCGCUCCAUGGAUGUUCUGUGAUGGAGCGAUUCUGUCUCGUGUUACCUAUAAACGUCUGUUUGCUGUUAUUGGACUUAGUUACAAUCUUGCCGAAGAUGGUGAUAAUGGCCUCACAUUCCGACUUCCUGAUUUCAGAGGACGUGUUCCACUCGGUGUCGACGAAUUUGAACGACGAGUGCUUCAUGCUAAACGCAUAGGUGCUGCUGGUGGUGAGUCGAUGCCCACGCUCUCCGCCGAACAACUUCCUACUCAUCAACAUGCGUCAGGCUCGUUGACUACAAGCAAUGGCGGUGAACAUUCACACAAUAUAUACGAUCCUGGCCACAAUCAUGGAGGACGGACAGGAAACGCACUAACAACGACGGCAUUCGGAAGCAGUGGCUUCUCAAAUGGUAAAUUCUGGUACAUGCAUACGGAUAUCGAGCACUCACAUCAAAUUCCAACUGGCAAAACUGACAUUUUUAUCCUCAAUUCCACUGACCAUAAUCACAACGUUAUGGGACACACAGCGUCGGUCGGUUCUGGGCUUCCUCUUUCUGUCGUUCAGCCAUUUCAAACAGUGAAUUAUAUCAUCUACACUGGAGAUUGA